Messenger RNA from Neofelis nebulosa (Clouded leopard), 1268 nucleotides. RefSeq names its product ALK and LTK ligand 1 (gene ALKAL1). Gene Ontology annotation, biological process: positive regulation of ERK1 and ERK2 cascade; positive regulation of ERK5 cascade. Lineage: Eukaryota; Metazoa; Chordata; Mammalia; Carnivora; Felidae. The annotation marks the transcript as partial. The transcript is spliced from 5 exons. Gene Ontology annotation, molecular function: receptor signaling protein tyrosine kinase activator activity; receptor tyrosine kinase binding. The record is from RefSeq and is a predicted model, not a curated record.
CGCCCGGGCCGGGCCGCCCCCGGCAGGUCGCGCCUCCUGCACCGGCUGGGUCGCACCUCCAGGCACUGCCGGCCUCUGGCGCCCCGUGCACCCCGCACCCCGCAGCUCCGGGCGGCCGCGUCCCGACCUGGAAGUUGCGGGUUCCGUGAGCCGAGACCCGGUGUCCGAGGUCGCGAAGACCAGCCGAGUCCGAGGCUCGCGUGUGUCGCGGAGUGCGCCGGGACUCGCCCUCGUCCCCUGGGACCAUCCUGCGCACCCUCCAGCCUCCGCCCCGCCCCGCGUCCCCGUCCUCCCGCGACCCGGAGGCGCGCAGGUGUCGGCUCCCGCAGGCCGAGUUCCCGCGCGGCCCCAGCUGGACGCCGCCCCCGCCCAGGGUCGCGGACACCCCGGCUCCCGGCGCGCACACACCUGCCUCGGGACCCGCCCCUCGGGACGUCCCGGCGCGCAGACAUGCUGCCCGCUAAGCCUGGCGCCCUGCUGCCCCUGCUCCUCCUGCUCGCGCUGGCGUUGUCCCUGCCCGGGGCCCAGGCGAGGCCCCGGGGUCGCGGAGGAGCCCGUGCCACGGACCAGGAACCCCAGCCGUGGCCGUUCCUCCCCGCGGCCAGGGCCACCCGGAGCACAGAAAUGUUCCUAAAAGAUUCGGCCUUGAAAGACAAAUUAAUAAAGCAUUUCACAGGGCCAAUCACAUUUGCAGAUGAAUGUAGCAUACAUUUCCAUCGACUCUAUUACAAUACCAGAGAUUGUUCAACGCCAGCUUAUUACAAGAGAUGUGCUAGAUUGCUUACAAGGUUGGCAGCGAGUCCCCAGUGCUCAGAGACAAGACCUGGCCUAGGAGCAUUGCUUAAGAAUGUAAAUGCAAUUUGAAGGAAAACGUGCCUGGAAUCAUACUAACUGUACAAAGAGGGGAAGCAUCUAAUUUUUUGCUGUAUUAAGAUGAAAAUCUCAUCUGAGAUUUUACAGAAAUAAUUGAUUAGUUGUGUCCUUCCGUACAACAAAGUCUUUCUUGGUUUAUCUUUGUGUAUAGAGUAAUUUGAAAUGUUUUAAAACAAUGCUUAAAUCACACAAUUUAAAUAGAAUAUUAAAAAGUAUGCUAUUCUUUUAUUUUUAUUACAUUAUUUUCUUAUAUGGUUAAUAUUCCAUAUAGGUAUGAAUUAAAUAUUUAAUUAUAUAAAUUAUGUCUCAGAGUACUGGUGAGAAAUGAUUUAAGUAAUAUAUUUUUUUGAAUAAUCCUGUAUGAAGUCCACUUUUACAAUUCUUUUAAAUAAUAU